Molecule: messenger RNA, 156 nt
Organism: Felis catus (domestic cat)
Lineage: Eukaryota; Metazoa; Chordata; Mammalia; Carnivora; Felidae
Product: ATP synthase subunit epsilon, mitochondrial-like
Exons: 1
Biological process (GO): proton motive force-driven mitochondrial ATP synthesis
Cellular component (GO): mitochondrial inner membrane
Molecular function (GO): proton-transporting ATP synthase activity, rotational mechanism
Source: RefSeq, a predicted model, not a curated record
AUGGUGGUGUACUGGUGACAGGCUGGGCUCAGCUACAUCUGAUACUUCCAGAUCUCUGCAAAAGCAGUGAGAGAUGCACUGACAACAGAAUUGAAAACAGAUGCCAAGAAGACUUCCGGCAGCAGCCUAAAAAUUGUGAAAGUGAAAAAGGAAUAG